Messenger RNA from Xiphias gladius (swordfish), 4828 nucleotides. RefSeq names its product toll-like receptor 18 (gene tlr18). The record is from RefSeq and is a predicted model, not a curated record. Gene Ontology annotation, molecular function: transmembrane signaling receptor activity; protein binding. Gene Ontology annotation, biological process: inflammatory response; immune response; toll-like receptor signaling pathway. The transcript is spliced from 4 exons. Lineage: Eukaryota; Metazoa; Chordata; Actinopteri; Istiophoriformes; Xiphiidae. Bases 113 to 2749 code for a protein of 878 amino acids. Gene Ontology annotation, cellular component: membrane.
UCACUUCUACUGCUACUGAGCGUCUAAUGUACAGCACAGGUUAAAAUGUGUUGUGAAAAUUCAAUUUAGGGAGGGGAACCGAGUUGGAUCAACCAUCUCCAGAUCUGUCACAAUGAUUUGGAAAUGGAUUCUUUUCAGUUCUCUCCUUCUUGGAGCACUCACAUCCCCAACUCCGUCUUCUCCCCCCACCCCUGACACUGAGGAAGGACCCUGUCGGAUCUACAACUCUGGCCGCUCUGCAGACUGUGUGGGAAGACAGCUCGACAGUGUCCCCUGGAGACAAUUUCCAUCCACACUUGAAGACAUAGAUCUCUCCCACAAUAAACUGCAAGCCAUCCAUGCUUAUGACUUUCUCCUUUUCCCUCAGCUUCGCACCCUACAGCUGCAGUACAAUAAUAUUUCACACUUUGACAAUGAUGCCUUUAAAAAAAACACGCUACUGGAGCAUCUUAACAUCUUCAAUAACUCCCUGCAGGAAAUUCCUGCCAGAGCUCUGACACCUCUCUUGAAUCUAAAAGAGCUCUACAUGUCCAAUAACCUUUAUAAACAUGCCACUUUGGCUGACAGCUUCUCCAAAUUUUUCAAACUCCAGGUUCUGUCCAUGGGUGGCCCUCUGGUGAUGGGUCUAAAGAGAGCAGAUUUUCAGCCCCUGAAGAACAUCAGGUUACAAGGUUUUGCAAUCAAAUGCUCCUCCAAUCUAAGCUACUAUGAGCCUGGAAGUUUAGAAGUCAUUCAGACAAAGCAGAUAGGCUUUGAUAUGGCCAUAGAUCAACAGCCAAAUGCUCUCCUUCACAUGCUUCGUGACAUCGCCAACAAGACAUUCAGCGUCAUCCAGUUCCGCAAUCUCUUUGAGUUCACGUACUACAUGGGGAAGGAAGACAUUUUCCAGGGAUUAAAAGACAUUACAGCCUAUCAGCUUAUCUUUCACAGAGGUAAAUUCAACGAGAAUCUCCUGAGGAUGGCUUUAAUGAACUUACAAGUUGCCCCUAUCAAAAGGGUGAGACUUCAGUACAUUGACUUUGCCCGUUCACCCACAUUUGUUGAUAGUGGAGCAGGUUCCAGCAUCAGAGACCUGGCAUUAGAUAAGCUGGAUCUUUGGUAUAUCAGCAAUCCUGAUGUGCUGCGAUUUGACUGGCGUUUCACCUGGUUCAACAAAGUUAAGGCACUGUCUAUUCAGUUUGUGUAUUUCAACUCCGUGCCUUGCGAUUCCUGGGUUGAGAUGGAACAUGUGAAGUUUCUGGAUGUCUCCAAUAAUCGACUACAGAAUGAGUUCAUCUUCAACCAGCGGUGCACUUACAAGGGCGCCAUGCCGAAUCUUCACACCUUCAACGCAAGCACCAAUGAACUGACAAGCUUAAAAGACUUGUCAUCACUAACGAGGGAGUUCCAGCAGCUGCAGGUGUUAGAUUUUAGCGAUAACAAUCUCGGAUCUGCUGAAAAGAGUCGAGACUGUGUUUGGCAUCAAAAUAUCACUCGUUUUAUUGCUCACCACAAUCAGUUUGAGAGUGAAGCCCUCCGUUGUCUGCCCACCACAGUGCACUACUUGGAUCUGUCCUACUGUAACCUGGACCAGCUGGACAUGACGUACUUUAAGGAAGCAACCAACCUGAAAGAGCUCCUGCUGAGUGGGAAUAAAAUCAAGUUUAUCCCAUCUAAGUGGGAAAGUCCGUCACUGCAGUCACUGUCUUUGGAUGGGAAUUCGUUUGGCCUCAUUAGCAAGGCGUCCUUCCAGGAUAUGCCUCAGUUAUCUCGCUUGAGGGCAGGGAAUAAUCCUUACCAUUGCACUUGUGAGCUUCAUGCUUUCGUCCAGGACACAGUUUCACAAGGAAAGGUCAACCUCACCGACUGGCCUUGGAACUACAGGUGCUACCACCCAGAGGCCUUCCUCAACACAUUCAUAUCCAAAUACUUCCCAGGUCAAGUGGCAUGUGAUAUCAGACUAGUUAUCAUUAUCAGUGUUGCGACCACAGCAGCGGUCAUCUUGAUAUUGAUGCUGAUCUGCUAUAUUUUUGACCUGCCGUGGUACACUAAAGCCACAUAUCAGAUCAUCAGGGCCAAAUACAGAGCUCACAAGGAAAAAGCAGCAGGGGAAAUAGGGACUUUUACCUAUCAUGCCUUCAUUUCCUACAGCCACUCUGAUGCAGACUGGGUGAGGGACCAGCUACUGCCCUGUUUGGAGAACAACAGAAACCCCUAUCGUCUGUGUAUUCAUGAGAGGGACUUUAUGCCAGGAAGGUGGAUCAUCGAUAACAUCAUUGAGAACAUUGAAAGCAGUCGAAAGGUAAUAUUUGUCCUCUCCCAGAACUUUGUUAAUAGUGAGUGGUGCAACUAUGAGCUGUACUUCGCUCAGCAGAGAGCAAUGGGAAAGAGCUUCAGUGAUGUCAUCCUAGUGGUGAAGGAGCCCAUUGAUCCCAGCUCCCUGCCCAGCAAGUACUGCAAGCUUAAGAAGAUGCUGAGUACUAAGACGUACCUGGAGUGGCCCCAGCAGGUCAACCAGCAGGCUUUUUUCUGGGAACAGCUGAGAAGUGUUCUGGGCAGGCCGACAAUGACCCGAGAAAGGGCGCACAGUGUCAAGAGCGUAGCUUCAUCUGAGGGCGGCGUUUCUGUGGUUGGGCUCCCCGAGGAGAAUCAGGUGCCAGAAGUAGCGGAACGUUAUGUGGACCAAGAAGCAAAACUCAAAAAAAAGAUUAUUAAUAGGAAUAAUGAUGAGCUGUUAAAUCAGGAGCAAACACCUAUGGUGGUAAUUUGACCAAAAGUUUAAAAACUAAAGAAUGUACAAUAGCUUACAUUUCUUCAGUAUUGUCUCAGUAAAGGCCUGAACUCCAGUAACCUUUUGUGAGCAGGGCACAGCACGCUGGGAGCAAAAGCCAGCCCCUCAUUAAGAUGACAGACAAUAACACAAUACGCACCUGCCCGUGGCAUUAAGUCAUGUUAGAUAUGGUGACAGGUGCGACAUUGUGAAGGGGCCGUGCUCUGUUACAUUCCCUGGCCCUCAGAGCUAUGAGAUUGAAAAUGUUCCAACUCUGAUGUCUCACAGCCAAGUCAAAGCCCAUGCAUAAUAAUAAUACCAGUACUCCAUAGAAAUACACAAUGUGUUUUGGGGAGACUGGCCCAAUUGCUAACCCACCUGGGAAUGUAAAAGAUCCAUUGAUCUUGGUAGAUCAAUGGAUCAGCAAUCCAUGCCGGCUCUUGAGCACAUGCAAUUCUUAGUGAUGGAAACGUAAAGCCCAAAAGUUAUAGUGCAAAGAAAGAAAGUGGGGAUUUGUUAUACUCUGAGUGUGUACUGAUUAACUUAUAAUCUUGACGUGGCUCUCUGUAGGCUUCCGAGUCUUCCCAGUGGACUGCUCCUGUACUAAACUUGUAAUUACAUGCAAGGUGAGGUAAUCACUGAUGUGAGUCCCGCCAAAUGUCUGUCUUAACUUGAUCUGAUUGCAUUGUUUGUCUUAGUCCCUGUUAAAUCCCCGCUUGCACUAAGCUAACAUUUUUUUAUCGUGUGAAAUGUAGAAACAAGUGGACAAAUCGCAUCAAAUGGGCCACUUAGAAAUGUCAUUUGAAACUUAAACGAUGUUUGGCCACUAGGGGGCAAAAGACCACUCAGCUCCGACACAUCACAAAAUAAAGCUGUUCUGCUAAUGUGUUCGCAAACAACUGUCUACUUCCACAUCUAGCAGACACAGAGUAUGUUUGAAACGUACGUCCAAUAUUCAAUCUCCUCUUAGCCCUUGUGUAGCCUCCCCCAACUGCUGAGAAAAAUAUCCGACCCUUUUCAUCAGAACUAUGAACUAAAAGACACGUAAAAACAGAGCUGGGCGGUAAUUCUCAUUGGGUUUUUUUUACUAUUAGUAACAACAAGUAGAAACCGAGCUGGAACCUAACUGUAGAAAGUCUAGAAUGAAAACUUUCAAUGCUUUCACUAGGCGUGUCUGCAAAACCAACCAAAAUGAUGAAGCAGAAUUAGAGCUACAUUUGCCCCGGACACUUCAGUUCCAAUCUCGAUCACUAGCGGACAAAACACCUUGUGAAAGAGUUUACAAAUGCUUUAAUCACCUCGUGAUCUAUACACACACUUGUUAUAUAAAGUCAGGCUCCCUAAAAUCUCUGAAGUUAAUGCCUCUAAUUUCCCCUUGAAAUGUGAGAUGAGGAGCAGGCUGUGUUAACAAGCGUUGCAGUAAAUCACAAUGUUUAAUCAUGUUCUGAGCCUUUAGGUGUCUUUACACACUUUACAAAAAAUAACAAUAGAAACUAUAUUAGAAGAAGUGCGAAAACACUGUACGAUAAAACAGUGAUGAGAGUGUCUGCCAGAUGUGAAGAAUGUGAAUGGGAAUUUGUGGCCAUCUUAUAGGUUCACUGGUUGCUUGCUGUUUUUAUGAAUAACAAACCAUCCUAUAUUGAAGUUAGUGACUGAAGCAUACUACCUACACCUGGCAAAUGUAAAAACUGUAUUUUUUAAGCAUUUAUUUUGUACGACAACUUGAUCAACAGAGGCUUCGUGAUGUUCUUAAUCAAUUAAUUUUAUUAAUGAAUUUGCCCUGAUGGUUACUCUAUUUUUUUGAAAGCAUUUUGAUUUUUUUUUUUAUUUCAAAGUUAUUUUGACUGAGACUAACUGAGACUUAGUGAAUGAUCACUGCAUAUGUGAAAUGGACUAUAGAAUAUCUGAAUAUAAAGGACAUAAAAUGGCAGAUUUCUUUAAUUUGUUAAAACUAUUUUGUAUAGAAUCAUAAAUGCAAUUGACAGAUGUGUCUAUUUUUGAUAUAGACACCUAGUAUGUGUAUACUCUCUGUAUUUCUAAUUAUGAUAUGAAGUGCUGUAAGUGCCUUAUUUUAAUGAU